UGGCAGCACCGCCCCUGGGGGCGGGUCGUGGGUCGUGGCUCGCGAGUCGCUAUGGCAGAGGGCGGCGGGGAAGUGGUCGUUGUGCCGGCCUCCGGGGCCACCAACGGCUUCAGCAAUGGGGCAGGCGGGACGUCGGCGCAGACCAGCAACCCUCUGUCGCGCAAGCUGCAUAAGAUCCUGGAGACGCGGCUGGACAACGACAAGGAGAUGUUGGAAGCUCUCAAGGCACUUUCAACAUUUUUUGUUGAAAAUAGUUUGCGGACUCGAAGAAAUUUACGUGGAGAUAUUGAACGCAGAAGUUUAGCCAUCAAUGAAGAAUUUGUAAGCAUUUUCAAAGAAGUGAAGGAGGAACUUGAAAGCAUAAAUGAGGACAUUCAAGCAAUGAGCAGCUGUUGUCAAGAUAUGACAAGCCGCCUACAGGCAGCAAAGGAACAGACUCAAGAUUUAAUAGUAAAAACCACUAAGCUUCAAGCUGAAAGUCAAAGAUUAGAAAUUCGAGCACAAGUUGCAGAUGCCUUCUUGUCUAAGUUCCAACUGACUUCUGAUGAAAUGAGUCUUCUCCGAGGUACAAGAGAAGGGCCAGUUACUGAGGAUUUCUUCAAGGCAUUGGGCCGAGUAAAACAGAUUCAUAAUGAUGUCAAAGUUCUCUUGCGAACAAACCAGCAAACAGCAGGUUUAGAAAUUAUGGAACAGAUGGCCUUACUUCAAGAAACGGCAUAUGAAAGACUUUACCGGUGGGCUCAAAGUGAAUGCAGAGCAUUGACACAAGAGUCAUGUGACAUAUCUCCAGUUUUAACUCAGGCAAUGGAAGCCCUACAGGAUAGACCUGUGUUAUACAAGUAUACCUUAGAUGAAUUUGGAACAGCCAGGCGAAGUACAGUUGUUCGCGGGUUUAUUGAUGCUCUUACAAGAGGGGGCCCUGGAGGUACCCCCAGGCCCAUUGAAAUGCACUCCCACGACCCUUUGAGGUAUGUGGGAGAUAUGUUGGCGUGGCUUCAUCAAGCUACUGCUUCUGAGAAGGAACACCUGGAAGCCCUCCUGAAGCAUGUAACAGCACAAGGUGUUGAAGAAAAUAUUCAAGAAGUUGUUGGGCAUAUCACUGAAGGUGUGUGCAGACCUCUAAAGGUUCGAAUUGAACAAGUGAUACUUGCUGAACCUGGAGCAGUUUUAUUAUAUAAAAUUUCUAAUCUCCUAAAAUUUUAUCAUCAUACAAUCAGUGGCAUUGUUGGAAAUAGUGCAACUACUUUAUUGACUACCAUUGAAGAAAUGCAUUUGCUAAGCAAAAAAAUAUUCUUCAAUAGUUUGAGUCUUCAUGCAAGUAAAUUAAUGGACAAGGUUGAACUCCCACCACCUGAUCUUGGACCAAGUGCUGCACUCAAUCAGACACUCAUGUUGCUGCGUGAAGUUUUGGCAUCGCAUGAUUCUUCAGUUAUACCAUUGGAUGCUCGUCAAGCUGACUUUGUGCAGGUUUUGUCUUGUGUAUUGGAUCCACUCCUCCAGAUGUGUACUGUGUCAGCCAGUAAUUUGGGCACAGCUGAUAUGGCCACUUUCAUGGUUAAUUCACUAUAUAUGAUGAAGACAACAUUAGCCCUAUUUGAAUUCACUGAUAGACGUCUGGAAAUGCUACAGUUUCAGAUUGAAGCACAUUUGGACACACUUAUAAAUGAGCAAGCGUCUUAUGUUUUAACUAGAGUAGGCUUGAGUUACAUCUAUAACACCGUACAGCAACACAAACCUGAACAGGGCUGUUUAGCCAAUUUGCCCAAUCUAGAUUCUGUGGCACUGAAGGCUGCAAUGGUUCAGUUUGAUCGCUAUCUGUCAGCCCCAGACAACCUAUUAAUGCCACAGCUGAACUUUCUCCUAAGUGCUACAGUGAAAGAGCAAAUUAUAAAACAGUCUACAGAAUUGAUCUGCAGAGCCUAUGGUGAAGUGUAUGCAGCCGUGAUGAAUCCAGUCAAUGAAUACAAAGAUCCAGAGAGUAUUCUGCACCGGUCGCCCCAGCAAGUGCAGACACUGCUCUCCUGAUUGUCUUCCUUGGUUGUGUUAGCAAAAUAUCACUUCCCUAAAAUACUGAAAGUUGUUUUGUUUUUCCGUCUAUUUAUCUUUGAAAUUUCUGAGUUACAGAUUUCUUUGUACCAUAAGAUUGUAUAUGUCCCAGUAAUUUUUUUCCAUUUUCAAUUGUAUGGAAGUAACUAGACAUUGACCUUUGUUAGUAUUGUAUGCAUCUUCUUUCUGGAUAAAGUUAUUCUCUUCUUUGUUAACUACCUCUCCAUCUCUGCAAUUUCUUCUUUAUUCUGGAACAUAAAAUCUAUGGGAAAAAGUAAUAUGAAAGGUUUAAGGAUAGUUUUAAAAAGACUAAUUCUAUAUUAACACCAAAUUUUGUUAAAACUAUCAUUAAUUAUAGUAAAUGCAUCUUUACCUGAAGAUUUCUUUGCAUUCUUGUUAUUAAUGUGAGUAUGUAGACUAAAUAGUUUUGUUGAACGUUUGUUCCCAAAAUAACUAUUCUAAAUGGGUGUUGAGAAAGAGGAAAAUAACAGUGGAUUGUGCUGCUGGUAUAUAUAGCAAUAGUCUCAUUUCUGCUUUACUUUCACACAUAGCACAUAAAUGGUUAUAUACUUUUUAAUGUCAUUUUAAAUAUAUACUCAGCUAAAAGGGAGAACAAAGAAAGUAAUUUAAAUAGGUUGGAGUCUACUCUGAAUACCCUGGAUGGAAUUCAAAGUAGAGCUCAUCACUUUGCUGAGUUUUAGAUGUGUAGGUAUCCUGAGCUACAUGUUAGUCUAGUAUUUAAAGAUAGCAUUUGUCAUAUAGUGUGGGUCCUAAAUAUAACCAAAGACAAAUUUAUCUGGUGUUCAAACCAAUAUGAAUUAUUUUGGAGCAAAAGAAUUACAUCAUCCAUUUUGGUGAAAGUAUAUAAUUGUAUUAUUUUCUCUACAAUAAAUAUACGUGAUAUAUGUGAAAAAUAAAGCAUAAUACAAAUCCAAA
Molecule: messenger RNA, 2982 nt
Organism: Marmota monax (woodchuck)
Lineage: Eukaryota; Metazoa; Chordata; Mammalia; Rodentia; Sciuridae
Gene: Cog6
Product: component of oligomeric golgi complex 6
Exons: 19
Coding region: 52-2025 (657 amino acids)
Biological process (GO): intra-Golgi vesicle-mediated transport
Cellular component (GO): COG complex
Source: RefSeq, a predicted model, not a curated record